Scomber japonicus (chub mackerel) is the source of this 1094-nucleotide messenger RNA. It is a transcript of the gene rtn2a, whose product is annotated as reticulon 2a. Lineage: Eukaryota; Metazoa; Chordata; Actinopteri; Scombriformes; Scombridae. The transcript is spliced from 7 exons. Bases 45 to 656 code for a protein of 203 amino acids. The record is from RefSeq and is a predicted model, not a curated record.
GAGGGACAGAGGGUGUGAGGGGAAACAUUGAAGCGGGAACCAAAAUGGCCAGCAAAGUGAUGGACCUGAUCUACUGGAAGGACACGGAGAGAACAGGCAUGGUGCUAACAGGGUUAGUCGUGGGCCUGCUGUCCCUGUUCCAGCUCAGCAUCAUCACUGUGGUCUCCACAGUCUCCCUGGCUGUCAUGUGCUUCACCAUCUCAGUGCGCAUCUACUACCAAGUCCUCUACAUCCUCAGCUGGGGCGAUGGAGAACACCCCUUCAAGUCAUACUUGGACUUGGACAUCAGUUUGAGUGGAGAGCAUGCUGACCACCACAUGCAGAAAACCAUGAUUAUGAUUCUGUCUGCCAUCGACAGUCUGAAGAACCUCUUUUUUGUUGGAAACGUCUUUGAAUCUUUCAAGCUCCUGGUUCUGAUGUACCUUGUGACGUAUCUGGGAGACCUGUGCAAUGGCCUUACUCUGCUCAUUAUCAGUGUGAUCGCUGUCUUUUCUCUGCCACUUUUCUACAGACAACGUCAGGAGCAGGUAGACGGUUUCAUUGCAAAAAUCCAGGCCAAAAUCAACAACGUCAAGGACAUUCUGCAAAGACUCGCCCAGGGCGGUGGCCCUCCUCCAGACCCAACCCCUGGUGGCGCCAAACCCAAAUCCCAGUAAACACUCAUGGAUAAGAACUUAAAGAGAAGUUACAGGCUGUCACUCAGAUGUCUUACCCAGCAGUCUGCGCUCAGAGCUCCAGAGACUGGGGAAGAGAUGGGACGUUAAACUUAAACAGACGACGAUGAUGGGGAUUACGCAUGGUACUUAAUACGCUAACUGUAUCUAAGUUAUGGGGUUAAGAGGUGGGGGGUUAAUUCUUAAUAAACGGUGAAAUCAAGGUGUAUGAAUGCAGGAUGAGACUGUUGCUGCUCACAUCAGAGAUGGAAAUAUUUAAUGACACAUCUCAUGAUGUGUGACCACCUUUGUUCACAUUUUUAAUAUCUAAAAAUGACUUAAGAAGUGUUAGUUGAAAGCUGUAGUCCAAAUGAGGUACUAAGACCAGAAAUGGGAAGUUCCCACACUGACAGCUACACACCUGAGAAAAGGGAAUUUAGU